Molecule: messenger RNA, 993 nt
Organism: Rasamsonia emersonii CBS 393.64
Lineage: Eukaryota; Fungi; Ascomycota; Eurotiomycetes; Eurotiales; Trichocomaceae
Product: Nuclear protein SDK3
Exons: 4
Coding region: 1-993 (330 amino acids)
Cellular component (GO): catalytic step 2 spliceosome
Source: RefSeq, a predicted model, not a curated record
AUGGCCGAGGGAUCUCUAGCCUCCGCAGUAUCGGUGCCUGAGCCGGAACCAGAGCCGUUGCUUGCUUCACCAGAAGGGGGAUUGAAGCGGAGGAAAUCAUCUGUCUCUGACACUGAUAGCAAAAGGCGCCGACUCAGUGCCACUCAGGAUGAGCGCGUCGCAUCACCGCAGGAUACGAGGCGAUCACCACCACCCGCGCCUGAGACUUCGACUUCGACAUCGGCGCCGGCGGCAGAACGGAGGACAGGAAGACGCGGGGGCGAUGACGCUGCCGAGGAGCGCAGGCGUGGCCAGCGGCUGUUUGGCGCGCUGCUGGGAACAUUGUCACAGAGCUCAUCUACAGCAGCACAGAAGCGACGCGCGGACAUCGAGAAGCGGCAACAGGCCAAGUUGAAGAUGCAGGAUGAAGAGUACGGCGAAAUGCAGCGGAAGAAGCGCGAAGAGCUGAUUGCGCAGCGGAAGAGGCAACAAAGGACCUUGGAAAGGGAAGCGAUGAAAACUCGGCACGCGAAUAUGUUGGCUAUGGCGCAAUUUCUGAAGACAAAAACGGAGCCAGUGCUGAUCGUCCAUCUACAGUACUAUAAACCGUGGCUGCUGCGACCCGAGGAAGAAGAUAUUAUUCAAGAUCAGAUCGAGGAGGCAGAAAGGAUCAUCGCCAAAGAGGAAGCGGAAUUUGAACGACGCUAUCCACCCGAAGAAGAGGAGUCUAAAAUAACAGAACAACAGGAUCUGAACGGCAAUGAAGAUACUGAGCCGGCGCAAGGCCAGGGUGAAUCGAAGGAGGCAAAUGGAACAGUUUCCGAGACAGCGGACACGGUGGGUGCUACUGACCAACACGACAAAGGCGCUGAAGCUCCUAGGACUGAUCCUACAUCUACAUCUACUAAUGAUCAUGACAAUGCCGGCCCCGUCGACUCUUCCCAGCCUGAGGCAUCUAGAGGACACGAGGACGAAGUGGUGGAGGAGGACAAAGAAGAUACAGUCAUCUACUAA